Molecule: messenger RNA, 2511 nt
Organism: Orycteropus afer afer
Lineage: Eukaryota; Metazoa; Chordata; Mammalia; Tubulidentata; Orycteropodidae
Gene: MEFV
Product: MEFV innate immuity regulator, pyrin
Exons: 10
Coding region: 1-2511 (836 amino acids)
Molecular function (GO): zinc ion binding; protein binding
Source: RefSeq, a predicted model, not a curated record
AUGACCAAGACCCCCAGUGACCACCUCCUGGACUCUCUGGAGGAGCUGGUGCCCUAUGAGUUUGAGAAGUUCAAGUUCAAGCUGCAGAACACCAGCCUGGAGAAGGAUCAUCGCCGCAUCCCCCGGGGCCUGGUGCAGAUGGCCAGGCCGGUGAAGUUGGCCACUCUGAUGGUCAACCACUACGGGGAGGAGGAUGCUGUGCGGCUGACCCUGCAGGUCCUGCGGGCCAUCAACCAGCGCCUCCUGGCAGAGGAGCUCCACAAGGCCACUGGCCAGGACGCCACUCCUCGGGAAGGUGGCACCAGCAGUCCAGCAGGAUCUUGUUCCUCAGAGGAAGAUAAACCCAAGAGUCUGAAGGCACCAGGCAGCCAGGAAGGUGAGGGAGCAGCCAGCCUGCAGUCCGGCCAGCCCCAGGCUGGGAGGGGGCCCCAGAAGAAAUGCCAGGACAGGAGGAGAGACCAGAGCCUGGAUGGGCAGGGCAAGCCAGGGGCCAGGAGCAUGACCCUGCCUUCCAGGAAAGGCCCUUCCCUGCCUGUGGGCAGGCUGCCUGGGGAGAAAGGCUGCACCUCCAGCCCCAGCUCCAGCCUGCGCAGGAACGCCAACUCCACUAGCAAGCUCCAGGACCUCUCCAGCUGCUCAUUGUCCGGCUCCCUGGGAAGGAGACACUCUAAGAGAACUGAAGGCAAGCAGCGACCCAGGAGCCUUGAAUUGACCUUUUCUUCAGGAGAGAAGGGCCCUUUAAACCCAGAAACCCUCCUGACUCUACAGGAGAUGAAAAUAGUGUCUCCAGAUCCAAUAGCCACCCCCAGGGCGGUGGCCACUGUAGAUUUCGAGGGCCUGGUGGCGCCAGGGGAAGCUUCCAGGAGUCCAGAGCGUCCCAUGAAGCAGGAGGGAAGAGCAUUCAGAAACACACUCACCAGUGUGCCCUUGACUGCAGGGGAGGAAACCCCGGAACAUCGGGAACCCACAGCUCCCUCGGGGGAAAAACAAACCAGGAGUCCAGAGGCCCCAGGGACACUCCGGGAGCCUUUGGAUCCAGAAGCCCCUCCAUCUUUGGGGAGGAAAGGACCUCAGAACCCAGAACAGCUAAGGCUGUCCUUAGGCCUGGAGGCCUGUGAAGGGAGGCCACAGGAAAGAGACCCGGUUGACAGUACCUGUGUGCACGAUUCCAGUAGGUGCUCCGAGAAACAAGGGGCCUUGGGCAGCUGCUCCCUCAGCUGCCCCCAGGGCCAGGUCCUGCUCCCAAAGCAGCAGCCGGGCAGCCUCAGCCCCGGGUCCCCACCCCAGUGUGAGCGUCACAUGAAGCAGCUCUGCCUGCUCUUCUGCGAGGACCACCAGAAGCCUGUCUGCCUUAUCUGCAGCCUGAGCCAGGAGCACCGAGGCCACCAGCUACACCCCAUUGAGGAGGCCGCCCUGGACUACCAGGAUCAAAUCCAUUGGCAGCUGGAGCAUCUGAAGGAGCUGAGAAAAUCUGGGGAAGAGCAGAAACAUCAGGGGGACAAAGAGACAGCCAACUUCCUGAAACAGAUAGAAGCCCAGAAGCAGAAGGUCCGGUGUCAGAUGCGACAGUUGUGCCACUUCCUGGAGAAACAGGAACAGCUGUUUGUGGCCUGGCUGGAAGACCUGGGCCAGACCAUUCACCAGGUUGGGGACAAGUACGGCCGCCGGGUGUCCCAGGACAUCACUGUUCUCAAUGAGCUUAUCGGGGAGCUGGAGGCCAAGCAGUGCCAGUCGGUGUGGGAGCUCAUGCAGGACAUCGGCGUCACCCUGCACAGAGCCAAGAUGGUGACCAUCCCGGAGCCAUGGGUCACCCCUUCAGAGGUGAAGGAGAAGAUGCAUCUGUUCUACUCUAAGUCGGAGUUUAUAGAGAAGAGCAUAAAGCGUUUCUCAGAAAGCCUGCGUUCGGGAAUGGAAGCGUUCAUUGCUCCAGAGCUAUUAGCUGUCCAGGCCCAUGCAGUUGAUGUGGUCCUGGAUGCAGAAACUGCUCAUCCCAACCUUACCUUCUCGAAUGAUCUGAAGAGCGUGAGGCUUGGAAAGAAGGGUGACCGGCUGCCCGAAGGCCCGGAAACGUUUGACAGCUGCAUCCUGGCCCUGGGCUCUCCGACUUUCUGCUCUGGCCGCCAGUACUGGGAAGUGGAGGUGGGAGACAAGACAGCCUGGGUCCUGGGAGUGUGCAAAGUCUCCAUGAGCAGGAAGGGCAGCAUGACUCUGUCACCCGAGAACGGCUACUGGGUGGUGAUGAUGACCAUGCGCAACGAGUACCAGGCCUGCACCUUCCCCCCGACCCGCCUGUGGGUGAAGAACCCACCGCGGCGAGUGGGCAUCUUCCUGGACUAUGAGGCUGGAGACAUUUCCUUUUACAACGUGACAGCCAAGUCCCACAUGUACACAUUUACCUGCUGCUCACCCUCAGAGCCCCUUCAGCCUAUCUUUAGCCCUGGGAAAGACGAUGGCGGAAAGAACGCGGACCCUCUGACCAUCUGUGUAGUGCGUGCUCAGGAACCCCACUGA